Messenger RNA from Juglans regia (Persian walnut), 638 nucleotides. Its product is annotated as ankyrin repeat-containing protein NPR4-like. The record is from RefSeq and is a predicted model, not a curated record. The transcript has 2 exons. Lineage: Eukaryota; Viridiplantae; Streptophyta; Magnoliopsida; Fagales; Juglandaceae. Bases 8 to 619 code for a protein of 203 amino acids.
GUUACAUAUGUCGGAGGUUGAGAGUAUUGUCCUUCCAAAGAUCAAGAAAGUUGAAAACAAAGAUGAUAUGACUCCACGAGAGUUGUUUACAAAAAACCACAAGGACUUGAUGAAAGAGGGUGAGAUAUGGAUGAAGGAUACAACAACUUCAUGCACAGUGGUAGCCGCUCUGAUUCUUACUAUCAUGUUCGCUGCAGCCUUUACCGUUCCAGGAGGCAACAAUGACACAGGCUUGCCAAUAUUCUUCAAUAAAAAACUGUUUAGUCUCUUUAUAAUAACUGAUUCUCUAUCACUAUUUUCCUCUGCAUCUUCUGUAUUGAUGUUCUUAGGAAUCCUCACAUCACGUUAUGCAGAAGAAGACUUCUUAAAAUCCUUGCCCACAAAGAUGAUAAUAGGCCUUUCCACUCUUUUCUUCUCCAUUGCAACCAUGAUGAUAUCCUUUUCUGCUUGUCUUUUACUUGUGCUAGGUGAAGAAUCAUGGAUGGUUAUUCCUGUGAUAUCUUUGGCUAGUAUUCCUGUCACCCUCUUUGUGUUGAUGCAAUUCCCCCUUCUUGUAGACAUGUAUAUUUCAACUUAUGGACCCGGAAUCUUCGAUAGGAAAAUGGAACAGUGGUUGUAACUUAUUCAAUACAAUCUAA